Chionomys nivalis (European snow vole) is the source of this 1893-nucleotide messenger RNA. It is a transcript of the gene Fhl2, whose product is annotated as four and a half LIM domains 2. The coding region runs from base 431 to 1270 and encodes 279 amino acids. Gene Ontology annotation, biological process: negative regulation of transcription by RNA polymerase II; negative regulation of calcineurin-NFAT signaling cascade. NCBI's taxonomy places the organism in Eukaryota, Metazoa, Chordata, Mammalia, Rodentia, Cricetidae. The record is from RefSeq and is a predicted model, not a curated record. Gene Ontology annotation, molecular function: transcription coregulator activity; transcription factor binding. The transcript is spliced from 6 exons. Gene Ontology annotation, cellular component: nucleus; Z disc.
AGGGGCGCUCGCCACCGCGCCCUGCUCCCUUGGCCCGCGCGCGCCUAGCCCGCCGCCCCGGCGCGUCUGUCCUUAUAUGGUCAAAUGACUCGGCGGGGGUUCUCGAGGGCGGGAGCGGCGCGGGCUGCACUCCGCCCGCUGAGCCGCCGCCACCACCACCGCGCCACAGUCCGCUGGGUGUCCUAGACCCUGGCCCUGCUGGAGGCGAGUACUCCUGCCGCCGCCCAGGCCACAGUCUGGCCUGGUACACAAGAAUAGUCACCAGACAGCUGCCCUAGCACGCGUGGAGAGACACCGGUAGCCAGCGUAGCCCGACCGCGGGGCGGAGACCCGGGACAUCGGAGCAGGGCUGUGCAGACCGCACCGGGAUAGGGACCCCGAAACGGAGAGAGGACAGAUCCUGACGGUUGCUGUAGAGCUGGGUGUCAACAUGACUGAUCGCUUUGACUGCCACCACUGCAACGAGUCGCUGUACGGCAAGAAGUACAUCUUGAAGGAGGAGAACCCUCACUGCGUGGCCUGCUUCGAAGAGCUCUACGCCAACACGUGUGAAGAAUGUGGCACUCCCAUUGGCUGCGACUGCAAGGACUUGUCCUACAAGGACCGGCACUGGCACGAAGGCUGCUUCCAUUGCUCCAGAUGCGGGAGCUCGCUGGUGGACAAGCCCUUCGCCGCCAAGGAGGAGCAGCUGCUGUGCACCGACUGCUACUCCAACGAGUACUCGUCCAAGUGCCAGGAAUGCAAGAAGACCAUCAUGCCAGGUACCCGCAAGAUGGAAUACAAGGGCAGCAGCUGGCAUGAGACCUGCUUCACCUGCCAGCGCUGCCAGCAGCCCAUUGGAACCAAGAGCUUCAUACCCAAGGAGAACCAGAACUUCUGUGUGCCCUGCUAUGAGAAGCAGUACGCCCUGCAGUGCGUGCAGUGCAAAAAGCCCAUCACCACAGGAGGUGUCACUUACCGGGAGCAACCCUGGCACAAGGAGUGCUUCGUGUGCACUGCCUGCAAGAAGCAGCUGUCUGGGCAGCGCUUCACAGCCCGGGAUGAGUUCCCCUACUGCCUGACCUGCUUCUGCGACUUGUACGCCAAGAAGUGUGCUGGGUGCACCAACCCCAUCAGUGGUCUCGGAGGCACGAAGUACAUCUCCUUCGAGGAGCGUCAGUGGCACAAUGACUGCUUUAACUGUAAGAAGUGCUCCCUGUCCCUGGUGGGGCGCGGCUUCCUCACGGAGAGAGACGACAUCCUCUGCCCCGACUGUGGGAAGGACAUCUGAAGGCAGCGCGGAAGCCGCAGCCUGUGACGCGGAGAUUCGGAUAUUUUCUUUCUUAACCAGGCAAUGCUGUGUUCUGCUUCCCGCCAGUCACUGCAAGGCUUUCUCUCGCUGUCUCAGCUUCAUGUUAAUUGAAAUCCUUUAGCUCUCUGCACCACUUCAGUCCUAGCCGGGACUGUAAACCCCGGAUGGAAAGAUGACUUGGAAUUUUUUGGAGACACGAGGCAGAGUAAACGAAAACGUGCCCCAGCAUGUCUUUAUAAAGCACCCCUCUUACACUGCCUAUUUAAUUUUUAAGUGCAAUUAACAUCGUCAUGAAUGUGUUCUCAAGGGAGAGCUGGGAUUUGCAGCUUUGUAACUUCCUUUUUGUGUACACCCAGAGUAAGAUUUAUGUGACUUAGAAUAAAGUUAUUCAGAAUAAAACCUUUGGCCAAGCACAGUGUGUAAAAUUAUGAUUCAAUAUUGGGGUCUCCCUUUAAAUAACCUUCCUAAUGUUGUGCCCCUAAUACGGUUCCUCAUGUUGUAGUGACCCCUGACCAUAAAGUUAUUUCAUCACUGCUUCAUAACUGUAAUUUUGAUGCUGUUACGAAUUGCAUUGUCAGUAUCUGAUAUGCAGGGUAUCUGAU